Molecule: messenger RNA, 711 nt
Organism: Didymodactylos carnosus
Lineage: Eukaryota; Metazoa; Rotifera; Eurotatoria; Philodinida; Philodinidae
Source: the annotation of a GenBank genome assembly
AUGUCAUCGGAAAGACAUUUAUUACCACUGCUGAAUUUAACCCAUGAAGAAGAAGAAACAGACUCAGAUUGUUCUUCUACUACAUCUAAUGAUGAGAUUGUAUUUAAUACGGGAGAUGGCUAUAGUAUACUUGGUGAAAUAUUAAGAAUGAUUGAUAUUACAACAAGAAUGAGUAUAUCAGAUGAAAGCAGUGAUUUGGACGACUUUAAUGAUGAUUCACAACAACCUGCAUCAAUUACGGCUAGCACUCCAAUCAUAAGUCCAUUUUUUGAUAUGCAGAAAGUUGAUGAUAAUAAUGAUCGACAAUCAGAUCAAAAUAAAACGAAACGUCGAGCGUGGAGUACUGACGAAAAAUUAGCGGCUAUUAAAUAUCACAAAGCGGUUAAAAAUUAUAAACAAGUUGCAAAAGAACAUGGAUGCAGUCGAAAGAUGAUACGUACUUGGGCGAGUCAAGAACAAAAUUUUUUGUCAUUAAGAGGAGCAAAAAAGGGAAAGAAUUUGAAACGUUUAAAAGGCGCUGGAAAAAAAUUACACCAUGUUCAGUUAGAUGUAAAAUUAUUUGAAUGGUUCAAAACGAAACAAACGCCACCCGAGGAUGAACACCAAACAACGAUAAUUAAGAAAGAAAGAAUUACUUUCAGACUGUUAGCUAGACAAGGUGCUAAAAUCUGUAUUGGCUUAAAUACAGUUCAACCAGCGAAUAAAUGGUAG